GUUUUGAUUCAACGUAUUCUGCACCCAGGCACAGCCAACAGCUUUCCACCCAGCCGUUGAUGUUACCCCGCAUGAGGAGAGGUGUGUUGUUUCCAUCUCACCAGGCACACCGGGUGACACGAACCUCCAUAGAUCGUCAUCUCCACUGCAUGGGCCGCCGGAUUGGCGCGCCGGAGCCCGCGGAUUGGCCAUGUUCACUUCCCGCGCUUUGGCUACGAGGCAGCUGUUGAUGGCCUCGGCGGGUACUGACGUUGGCAAGUUGGGGGGCGCCAUCUGCGCCAGGCUUCGCCAGGAGGGCCAGGCAGAGGUCCAGGCGAUGGGGCCCGCGGCGCUCCAACGGGCGCUCAGAGGGUUGCUACGCUGCCGCUACUGGCUGCAGCAGGAACGUCCGGGCCACGAGACGUACCUCUCAGUGGAGGCGAUCCACCAUGAAGCCGGCAGCAAGGCCGAGCAGGCCAUGGGCGAGCUGCGCUUGGCCGUGCUGUUGCGCCCGCGGGUGGUCUCGGCAGCCUCUGAGGAGGAUGUGGUGGUUUCACAGAAGAGCAACAUCGGGAAAUUGGGCGCCUAUGUUUCUUCGCGCUUGGCGGAGGACGCUGAAGUUCGCCUCGCUGUGCGCAGCGUGGGGCCCAAGGCGGGCAGCCAGGCCCUAAGGGCCCUGUCCAUCGCCACCAGGUUGGUGGCGAAGGAUGGAUACCGCUUGCUACUGGCGCCGCGCGAGGAGGAGAAGGCCGAGGAUGCCGGACCGUCCGUGCGGCAGCUGGUGCUGGUUUGCCAUCGGAUGCCCUUGGAAGAAUGAACCGCACAAAAGCGCGUGCUGCUUCGCGCAGCAGGGCCUGCAGGGUUUCACUAGCGCUUCAGGGCGCGGAUAUGGAAUACAUGCCCCAUCUGCAUGUGCAGCAUGCUGAUGAAGCCAAAUACAUGGAACAGAGGGCAUGAAAAGAAAGGUAUACCGUAGAAGCCUUUAAGAAAGGCUCCACAGCAUUCCCCGGCCAGACUUGUUCAUCUCCGGCGUUUGAGUGCACCAUUGAGUGCACCAAAGGGUCUUGCAGCAGUUAAGGCAAUGAAUUCAAUGAAUCGGAUUAAUCUUCAGGUGCUGGGCUGGGUGCCCCGAUGGGCGCAGGAUGAGCCCCAUUUGGGGU
Molecule: messenger RNA, 1139 nt
Organism: Durusdinium trenchii
Lineage: Eukaryota; Dinophyceae; Suessiales; Symbiodiniaceae
Source: the annotation of a GenBank genome assembly